This is a messenger RNA of Aspergillus vadensis CBS 113365, 623 nucleotides long. RefSeq lists its product as uncharacterized. Lineage: Eukaryota; Fungi; Ascomycota; Eurotiomycetes; Eurotiales; Aspergillaceae. The record is from RefSeq and is a predicted model, not a curated record. The transcript has a single exon. Bases 391 to 615 code for a protein of 74 amino acids.
CUAACUACUACUACUACCUGCAACGCUUGGUCGAUCCUACGCCGCCAUUCAUUGCCGAAUUGAGUCAAUGAAGGUAACUGCCAGAGAAGUGGCUAGAUUUACGUUUUACUGGCUUCUGGGUGCGAAACGAAUGCUCCCUAUCCCAGAUUUUCUUAUCGCCGUAGCACGUUCGGCAAGGUGCUUGUCGACUCUGCAAUCGGGGACCAUCAUUGAUUACUGCUGUGGCUUGGUGGUGAUAGAUAACGAAACAAAUACGUUCAGGCUCGCUCAUCCGACGGUUCGAGAAUAAUUAUCAUUAGAUCAGCCUGUACCCAAAUCGUAGCAGCUGACACAAUCUACAGAUAUCUCGAAUCCGUUGAGAUCUAUCGCGAUAAAGAAGUGUGCUAUAGCAUGGCCCUGAGGUGCCUGGGUGCAUAUCUGGGCGAAGAUUGUGGUGAAAAUGGGUUUCUCAAAUACGCUACAAACUAUUGGCCAUCUCAUGUGGAGGACCUUGGGUGUGCACCCCAAAGAGCCAAAGUUGUUCCUCGUCUCACAGACUUCUUUACAAAAGAAGAGCACUUUGAUGACUGGCUGGACAAUUUCGAGCUACAGCAGAGAGAAGGCAGUUCUAGGUAGAAAUCUAC